CCCGCGGCUUCCCAAAGCCCGCUCCUCUGGGCUCCUUGCCCGCGCCCAGGCUCUCCCGGCGGUCCUGUGCUCACGGAGUUCCUCCCUCCUCCAGCCUCCCUCUGUCACCGCUCCACUGCUCGCUCUGUCCCGCCCGUGGAGCCGCCUGCUCUCCAUACAAGCUUCUCCAGCGGCGGGACACCCCUCCAUUCCCCCGGGGCUGAGUGAAAUGUGCUAGGCCUCGUCAGGCAGUUCCAGGACUUUAAUUCAGUCUCCCGCGUGCUUACUGCAUCUUUCCAAACGUUUUCUGUGUCAGGGAGGUUUACAUUGGGUAUUAGGAAAAGGUUCUUCCCCCAGAGGGUGGUUGGGCACUGGAACAGGCUCCCCAGGGAAGUGGUCACCGAGCCUGACAGAGCUCAAGAAGUGCUUGGACAAUGCUCCUGAGCACAUGGUGUGACUGUUGGCGUGUCCUGUGCAGGGCCGGGGGUUGGAGUCAGUGAUCCUUGUGGAUCUCUUGUAGCUCAGGACAUUCUGUGAUUUAUUUCUCUAUCAGACCAGCCCCUUCCUCCUUUCUUGGCACACCUGCCUAAGACAGUUUUAGAUUCAUAAAAGUCUCACACAGGGUCUUUUUUAGGCUCCUUGAAAGACCCACACAGCACUGGGCUGGAGUGCCCUUAACUGGGGCAGGGAGAGGCACUCUCCUUGUCCUAGUCCCAUGCACACAAGCCUGGAAAGGAAAACAGCUUAGUGCCGUGUCUUUUGGAUUUGAUUGUCCUCUGUGCCAUGCAUCCUGGCUUGGCCCAACACAUGGCUGGCUGACCAUUGCAUCGUGUGCAUGAUGGUACCUGGGAGCAGGAAGGACACUGCAUUUCUCUUUCUCAUCCUGAAAUUCCAUGUGUUUGAAUGAGUUUAGCGCUAGUGCAGUGUGCCCUUGGCUGUUUUUUUCACUCCCACCCAGUGCUCUGACCCCUGCUUGGGUGACCUGUAGGGCCUGAGGUCACCCAAAUAUGUCCUCUCAGGCAUGACGUUGGCUGGUGGGCUUCCCUUGAGCUGUGCACAGGCAUGGGGUCUGUGUUCUUUCUGUCUCAGAAUCACAGAAUCAAUUAGGCUGGAAAAUACCUCUGAGAUCAUGGAGUCCAAGCCAUGACUAAACACCACCCUGUCAACCAGAGACCUUGGCACUGAGUGUCAUGUCCAGUCUUUCCUUAAACACCUCCAGGGACGGUGACUCCACCACCUCCCUGGGCAGCCCUUUCCCAUAUCGAAUCACCCCUUCUGGGAAGAAAUGCUUCCUAACGUCCAACAUAAACCUCCCCAUGUGCAGCUUGAGACUGUGACCUCUCAUCCACUAGUCACCCUUCAGUGAAGCAUUAUAUGCAUGUGUAGCUCCUGGGCUUUAAAAUACUUGUUUUGUAAAUCAGCAGUGCUGAAAUUGGCUUGCAUAAGGAAGCCCUCCUUUCUGUUGUAAAAUAAAUCAAUAGAAAUAAGACAUAAGUAAAAAGGAAAUAAUUAGUAAAAAUAAGAAAAAAACUUAGAAGUACUGAAAUGCUAAUUUUGAGAUGAGUGUGAUGUUAUGGAGUGGGGGGAACAUGGAGUCUCCUGAAUGAUUCAUGUGCGCCUGCACAGGAAUCCUGAGUACGGUCCUGGAUUUGUUUUUAUUACAGAUGAGAGACAUCAUGGAGAGUAGAAACAAGAAAUCCGAAGCACUGAUAUAAGUGAAAAAGUGUUUAUAAGACCCUGUUUGAUAAGAGAGAAAAGGAGCAAUUCUAUAGAUAGAUACCAUAACCUUAAGAAUGCAGUCGAUUUAUCAAAGAGUUGGCCCGUGUUCCUCAUGUUUGAAGAGACAAUUAAAUGGUUUCCUGGGAUUAAUUAAAUGGCAAAGACUGAUUCCUGCUUGUGUGAGAACAAUUUACAGUGAGACGGGGAAAUGGGAAAAAAACUAUGGGUUGGAGACAAGAAAACAAGUUGAAAAUUGGUGGUUCCCAAGAAUAAAGGAUCAGUUCUGCAGAAUUUCAGAAACUGAUAAAUCAAGACCAAAAUUUUAUGUGCUUUCUAUGUUCCCAUAUCCUUCUGGGAAGCUUCACAUGGGCCAUGUUCGUGUCUACACCAUCAGUGAUGCAGUAGCUCGGUUCCAGAAAAUGAGAGGGAUGCAGGUGAUAAAUCCAAUGGGAUGGGAUGCUUUUGGUUUACCAGCAGAAAAUGCUGCAGUUGAACAUGGCCUUCACCCUGCAAGCUGGACACAAAGUAACAUUCAGCACAUGAGGAAACAGUUUGAUGCACUAGGUCUGUCUUUUACAUGGGAAAGGGAGGUAACCACCUGCUUACCAGAGUACUACAAAUGGACACAAUAUCUCUUUCUUAAGCUUUUUGAAGCUGGGAUAGUAUAUCAAAAAGAGGCCUUGGUUAACUGGGAUCCAGUGGAUCAGACUGUUCUAGCUAAUGAGCAGGUGGAUGACAAUGGUUGCUCAUGGCGUUCAGGAGCAAAAGUGGAGCAGAAAUACCUCAAACAGUGGUUUAUCAAGACAACUGCUUAUGCAAAGGCCAUGUUUGAUGCUUUAUCUGAUCUCCCUGAGUGGUAUGGUAUUAAAGAAAUGCAAGCAAAUUGGAUAGGUGAUUGCAUUGGGUGCUCUCUUGACUUCUUGCUGAAGGUUAAUGGCAAAGUAACAGAAGAGAAGCUAGCAGCUUACACCUAUACACCUGAAGCCAUUUAUGGAGCUUCCCAUUUAUAUAUCUUACCAACUCACAGACUGUUGCAUGGGAAUAGCAGUCUCAAAGAAGUCUUUCAGAGGGAGUUCAUCCCAGGGAAAGACUCGCUUACUUCAGUGACAGCUGUGAAUUUGCUUACCAAUCAGGAGAUUCCUGUAGUCAUCUCAGCAAAAAACAAUUUUGAUAAUUAUCUUGAUACUAAAAUAGGAAUUCCUAGUACUAGUGCAGAGGAUGCUGCAGUAGCUAAGAAUCUGGGCAUUUCUUUCACUGAAGUCAUUGAGACAUUGCCAAGUGGUUUGGAGAAAGUCAUUAAUUCUGCAGAGAUCACCGGCAUGACCCGGCAGGAGGCUUUAAAAGCUAUUACUGAGCAGGCCAAAAAUAAAAGAAUAGGUGGAUACCUAACGAGUGACAAAUUGAGAGACUGGUUAAUAUCUCGACAGCGCUACUGGGGAACGCCCAUUCCAAUCAUUCACUGCCGGGCGUGCGGCGCUGUCCCUGUGCCUUACGAGGACUUACCUGUGGUGCUGCCCAAUGUGACCACAUUCACAGGAAAGGGAGCCUCACCUUUGGAAAGUGCCCCAGAAUGGGUGAACUGUUCCUGUCCAAGGUGCAAGGCAGCAGCACGGCGAGAAGUCGAUACCAUGGAUACAUUUGUUGAUUCUGCUUGGUACUACCUGAGGUACACUGACCCUCACAACACUGACAGGCCCUUUAAUAGUGACUUAGCAGACUACUGGAUGCCUGUGGAUUUGUACAUCGGAGGAAAGGAGCAUGCAGUUAUGCACUUAUUCUACGCAAGGUUCUUCAGCCAUUUUUGCCAUGAUCUAAAGAUGACAAAACACAAGGAGCCUUUCCAUAAGCUCUUGGUUCAAGGUCUUAUCAAGAAUCAGACAUUCAGACUAACAACAACAGGCCAGUGUUUGAAGAGAGAGGAGGUUGAUCUCAGUGGAAGUGAACCAGUUCACCUAAAAACUGGUGAGAAGCUCCAAGUUGCUUGGGAAAAAAUGAGCAAAUCUAAGUACAAUGGAAUAGACCCUGAGGAAAUAGUGAAAGAGUAUGGCAUCGACACCCUGCGCCUUUACAUUCUGUUUGCUGCUCCUCCUGAGCAAGACAUUUUGUGGGAUGCUAAAACUGAUGCCAUGCCUGGUGUUCAGAGAUGGCAGAUACGGCUCUGGGCGCUUGUAACCAAACUUAUUGAAGCAAGGACUUCAGGAACCAUACCCAAUCCUGAGCUUCUGAAUAAGAAAGAGAAGGCUGAAGCCAGAAGGAUCUGGGAGCAGAAGAAUCUGGUGAUUUCUGAGGUAACCGAGUACUUCACAAAGGAUCAUUUGUUCAAUGCAGCUAUUUCCCGAUUGAUGAGCCUCACAAAUGUACUCCAGCAAGCUCCUCGGCCUCUUGUUCUCCACAGCACAGAAUUUGAAGAUGCUUUGGCUUCACUCUGCAUUAUGGUUGCACCUAUGGCUCCCCACAUUGCAUCAGAGAUGUGGAAAGGUUUGGCACAUGUGCAGAAUAAACUUUGUACUCAUCAUCACUGGGAUGUUGAUGUUCUGCAGCAGUCCUGGCCCAGAGUAGACCCAGAUUACCUUCAGCCAUCAGAUGUUGUGGAAAUGUCUGUACUGAUCAAUAACAAAGCUUGUGGCAAAGUUUUUGUGCCUCAGCAAGCAGCCCGCAAUUUUGACGAAGUCCACGAGCUCGUUCUUCAGAGUGAACUUGGAGUCAAGCAUCUCCAGGGACGAGCCAUUAAAAAGGCCUUUCUGUCUCCCAGAACUGCCCUUAUCAAUUUCUUAGUGCAAGAAUAGUAAAGGCUCUGCUGGGCUGUAAAAGGGAACUGGAAUCUUUGGUGGAGGUGGAAACCAAUGCAAAAAGAGGAGUUAUGGUCAUUUCACUUCAUGUAAAGGUGGGAAAGAAAUCUUAUUAAAAUCAGGUUGCUGAUAAAUUUUCCUUUCAAUGUGGAGAAAUGUGCAGAAUUAAAUUUCUUAUUGAGUCACGGUAA
Vidua chalybeata is the source of this 4678-nucleotide messenger RNA. RefSeq names its product leucyl-tRNA synthetase 2, mitochondrial (gene LARS2). The transcript has 21 exons. Gene Ontology annotation, molecular function: leucine-tRNA ligase activity; aminoacyl-tRNA deacylase activity; ATP binding. NCBI's taxonomy places the organism in Eukaryota, Metazoa, Chordata, Aves, Passeriformes, Viduidae. Bases 1773 to 4484 code for a protein of 903 amino acids. Gene Ontology annotation, cellular component: mitochondrion. Gene Ontology annotation, biological process: leucyl-tRNA aminoacylation; mitochondrial translation. The record is from RefSeq and is a predicted model, not a curated record.